This is a messenger RNA of Fonsecaea erecta, 1272 nucleotides long. RefSeq lists its product as hypothetical. Bases 1 to 1272 code for a protein of 423 amino acids. The transcript is spliced from 2 exons. The record is from RefSeq and is a predicted model, not a curated record. Lineage: Eukaryota; Fungi; Ascomycota; Eurotiomycetes; Chaetothyriales; Herpotrichiellaceae.
AUGUUCGGGAUCAUUGCAGACCUCAUUGCCUCCGCUACCACCAUCGUCCUCCCGGCGUACCUCUCCUACAAAGCACUGCGCACCAACGACCCGGCUCAAACGCACCCCUGGCUGAUCUACUUCACCAUUCUCUCCCUCACCCUGCUAUUCGAAUCUUGGACCCUGUUCAUUAUUGGCUGGAUCCCCUUCUACUCGUGGCUCCGCCUCAUCUUCCUCCUCUACCUCGUCCUGCCUCAGACACAAGGUGCCAAGAUCCUCUACCUGGACUACCUGGAACCCUACAUCGUCCACCAUGAACGGCAGAUUGACCAGUUCAUUGGCGAAACUCAUGACAAGCUGCAGCAGAUGGGCUUGGGGUAUCUGAACAUAGCAAUUGAAUGGGCACGAGAGAAGAUUCUGGGCCAGAAGAGUCCGCAGCAGGAUACUAGUCAGCAGCAGGCAGCCGGAGUAGGGGGCUAUGCCAGCUACGCAUCAGACCUCCUUUCCCGCUUUGCCAUGCCGGGCGCAAGGACGAACACCCCCACCCAGCCCGGCACCACAUCUGCGGGAGUGUACAACAUGGUAUCGAGCUUCGCUGCCGGCCUGGCUUCGACAUCCGGCUCUCAAGGCACAUAUCGCUCUGCAGCCGCCGAAGCCGCUUCCAUCUCCAUACCCCCGAACCUCUUCCAGUUUGAGAACAUCCCCGGCCAGUCCACGGCCGAGAAGUCCUCCUUCAUCACCGCACAGCGUGACAGGCUGAUGGGUUUGGUGAAGAUGCUAGACAGCGAGCAGCAGAACUUGGACCUUGCCUACGGUGCCGCUCCCGGUGAAAGCAGCGGACGAGGCGGGAAUGGCGGGCAUAGCAAGCGGCCCUCGAGCUCUGGGUCUGGCUUAGCCAUGGGCGGCGGCUUGAAGACAAAGGCGCCGAGCGAGCAGUCCUUUGAGAACGUCGACUACGACGAAGCCACCGGGGGCUCGAAUACGCCGGCCGACCCGCAAGAUCGUCGGCGGACAAGCGGUGGUGACGGUGGCGGCGCGGGCUGGAUGCCCUCAGGCGUUAGUGGAUGGUUCUCAGGUAGUGGCCCCGGUGGCGCCCCUGAAGGCGAUCGCCACUAUGACCGCGCCGAGCGGGACAUGGACAGGGAUCCGAUGCGAGGUUCCGGGCCCGGGUCGUCGCCGUCCGCGAGAGGAUCCCGCGGAUGGACUGCGGCGAGGGAUAUCACGGACGAGAUCUCCCGCGGCAUGAGCAGUGGCGUGGACUCGUUGAUGGGAGACUACGAGCGACGGCGAUGA